AUGGACACUAUUGUCACUCAAAUCCACGCGUUGGCCAAAGCCGCCGACGAGGCGGGUCGACUCAACAUCAUCAAGGCGCUACGUCAAGUUCAGGUUGAGCUUCAAAGUCCCAAAGAUAGUCUCAUGGAGAUUGCAGGCUCGGGCUUGGUCAAUGCAAUGCUUCGCGUUGGUGCCGACAUAGGACUCUUCGGCUUGCUCGCAAAGAGCGAUACGCCGUUAAAAGUCGACAGGAUUGCAGAGUCGACGAAUGCCUCCCCUCAGCUUUUGGAGAGAGUUCUUCGUUACCUGGCUGCAACGAAUGUUAUCAAAGAGUCAGCAGCCAAUGAGUAUACAGCAAAUAUGCUCACUCACGUGCUGGCUGAUCCCAAAGGUGAAGCCAUGAUCUAUCAUGGAUUCGACACCCACGGGCCUGUGGUCCAAGCAAUGCCAGACUUCUUUGCAGAGAACAAUUACCAAGAUGUCACGGACAAUACCAACACGCCUUUCCAGAAGGCUCACAACACGAAGCUCACUUCGUUCGAGUGGCUUGUCCAGCAAACAAAGCACUUCGAGAAUCUGCAGAAAGUCAUGACAUCUCUCCAAGGAUCGGAAUGGACUCAUGACUUUGACCUUCUCGACGAUGAAGUUCAAAAAGUCCCAUCCAGUGCGCCGCACGCAGUUGAAAGCCCAUUCUUCGUCGACGUUGGCGGUGGUCACGGUCACCAGUGCCGUGAGCUUGGGAAGAAGUACCCGAAUCUGCUAGGGCGUAUGGUCCUCCAGGAUCUUCCCGAGGCAGUGGAGAAGCUUGCUCCGAUAGAGGGAGUUGAGAUCAAGGCUUACAAUUUCUUCCAGCCUCAAGCAGUCACUGGCGCCAAAUUCUACUACCUUCGCAGAAUCAUGCACGACUGGCCUGAUAACGAGGCUGCCGUCAUUCUCCGGAACACUGCCGCCGCGAUGAAUCCCGAAUCACGGAUCUUGAUUGACGAUACCGUGCUCCCAGAUACUGGCGCAAAUUGGCAGUCGACCUUGGCGGAUCUUGCCAUGAUGGCCUUUGGGGGCAAAGAGCGGACUGAGGCCCAGUGGCGCUCACUUGCGAAGAGUGCCGGCCUGCGUCUUGAACAAAUUCAUACUUAUGUUGCUUCGACUUACACUGCUGUGGUUGUAUUGGCGCUUGAAUAA
This is a messenger RNA of Penicillium salamii, 1158 nucleotides long. Lineage: Eukaryota; Fungi; Ascomycota; Eurotiomycetes; Eurotiales; Aspergillaceae. The record is from the annotation of a GenBank genome assembly.